AUGGUUGUCUGGAAAGCCCCCCUUGCGGCCUUGGCUGGCCUCACCACCAUUGCCUGCGCCUCUACUGCCAGAAGGGACGACACUGCGCCCAAGUUCGAGAAGACAAACGUCCCCGGCGCAUACAUUGUCGAGCUCGCCGACGACCAGGAUGCCACAGCCCUCCUCAACCAGAUCGAGGCCGAAGCAGGUGUCUCUGGGGUCUCCCAGCGUGUCAGCCUCCGGUCUAAGGUCUUCAAAGGCGUGUCCUUCCAGGUGGAUGGCCCCGACAGUGAGGCAGCCAACAGGAUCGCCGCACUGCCCCAGGUCAAGCAGCUGUGGCCCGUCCCAUUGAUCUCCGUGCCCAAGCUGGACGUCACCUGGACGGGCAAGGACAAUCCCCCGUCCAAGUUCAAGCGCCAGGCCAACUCGACCGACUCCUGGCCGCCUCACGUCCUUACCCAGGUCGACAAGCUCCGUGCCAAGGGCUUCACCGGCGAGGGCUUCCGCAUCGGUAUCGUGGACACCGGUAUUGACUAUACCCAUCCCGCCCUCGGGGGCUGUUUUGGCCCCGGCUGUUUGGUAGAGUACGGGGCAGAUCUCGUGGGUGACACCUUCGAUGGCACAAGUGCUCCCGUCCCUGACGGCGAUCCGUUUGAUGGUUGUCAAGGGCACGGCACACACGUGGCUGGCAUCAUUGCAGCGGCGGAGAACCCCAUGGGAUUCACGGGAGCCUCUCCCGGCGUGAAGCUCGGCAUGUACCGCACCUUUGGGUGUCCUGGCGUGACCACGGGUGAUGUCCUCCUGGCAGCCGCCAUCCAGGCCUUCGAGGACGGGUCCGACAUCAUCACAGGGUCCGUUGGCGGGCCUAACGGGUGGGCCGGAGAUGCGUUUGCUGUCGCUGUCUCGAGGAUCGUGGAGGCGGGUGUACCGUGCACUUUUGCUGCUGGCAACGAGGUUGGUGAUUCCGAUGGCCUGUUUGGCAUCAGCACCCCGAGCACUGGGGACGGGGUCAUGUCUAUCUCUUCGUACCAGAGCGAGGGAGCAGACAGCCCAGGACGGGUAUCUGCCUACACCAGCUGGGGCCCUACCUUUGAGCUCAAGCUGGCCCCAAGUUUCGGCUCGCCUGGCGCUGGUAUCUUGAGCACCUGGCCCGUCGCCCUUGGCUCAUACGCCGUUGCGUCGGGGACGUCGAUGGCUACGCCCUUGGUGGCGAGUAUCGUCUCUCUCGUGUCCCAGGCUCGAGGGACAAGGGAUCCGGACCUGAUCAAGAGGCUUCUGGCGUCCACAGCCAAGCCAGCAAAGUCACAGAAUUACGGCGAAGCCAACAGCGAACUGGCGCUCGGUCCAGUUCCGCAGCAGGGUGCCGGUAUGGUCCAGGCCUUUGACGCGGCCUAUGCCACGUCCGUCCUCGGUGUCGCCAGCCUGUCGUUCAAUGAUACCGACAACCUCUCCGAGGCUUCUUUCACCGUCACCAAUGUCGGGGACACCCCAGCAACAUACAACCUGUCUCAUGUCCCGGCCCUCACAGCUACGACUCUUUUCGAGAUAUACCGCAGCAGCUCGCCCGCCGUGGACACCGUAUACGCGACACUGACCUUCGAGCCAACCUCGUUCACCCUCGAGCCCAAUGAUACGUCCGAGGUUCGCGUGAGCGUUGUACCCCCAAAGGGUCUCGACGCCGUCGCCCUGCCCGUGUACUCCGGCUGGGUCGCCCUGAACGGCACCGACGGCGACGGCGACAUCGCCCUCUCUCUGCCGUACAUCGGCGUCGCGGGCUCCAUGAGGAACGCCACCGUCCUCGCCUCCCAGCGCCUCUUCUUCAGCCGCAGCGACGACGAGAGGAACCCGGAGGUGCCCGCAAACACCACCUUCCAGCUGCCCGCCCCGGCCGCCCACCCGGACUGGGCCCAGCCGCCUUCCAACACCUCGGACCUGGUCCUGCCGGUGGGUGCCCUGCCUGAUCAGUCCGUCUGGCUGGUCAUGGGCAGCUCGGAGGUCCGCAUCGAGGCCGCCCCCGUCGACCCCGGUAGCCCGGGCACUGGGGACAACGGCCUCGGGGUGGUCACUCUCGGCAACGUUGCUGGAUACCCGCUCGCCUACCACAGACCCAUUGGCUGGAUGAGCCCUUGGGAUGGCAGCCUCGCCGACGGCUCGUGGGCACCGGCCGGGCGGUACAGGCUUAGCAUCUUUGCGCUCAAGAUCGCCGCGGACAGGGACCUUGUGGAGAGCUGGGACCGAUAUGACUCUCCAGAGUUCAUUAUCCGCUAUGUGCAGGUGUGA
Messenger RNA from Diaporthe citri, 2259 nucleotides. RefSeq lists its product as uncharacterized. Gene Ontology annotation, biological process: proteolysis. Gene Ontology annotation, molecular function: serine-type endopeptidase activity; tripeptidyl-peptidase activity. The record is from RefSeq and is a predicted model, not a curated record. The transcript has 3 exons. Lineage: Eukaryota; Fungi; Ascomycota; Sordariomycetes; Diaporthales; Diaporthaceae. Gene Ontology annotation, cellular component: cytosol; cell wall; membrane. The coding region runs from base 1 to 2259 and encodes 752 amino acids.